Molecule: messenger RNA, 988 nt
Organism: Aureobasidium pullulans EXF-150
Lineage: Eukaryota; Fungi; Ascomycota; Dothideomycetes; Dothideales; Saccotheciaceae
Product: kinase-like protein
Exons: 1
Coding region: 53-805 (250 amino acids)
Biological process (GO): protein phosphorylation; mitotic DNA damage checkpoint signaling
Cellular component (GO): cytoplasm; nucleus
Molecular function (GO): ATP binding; protein serine/threonine kinase activity
Source: RefSeq, a predicted model, not a curated record
AGACGUCAGUUAUACACAACAAUUUCGUGUUCAGAGGGCUGAUACAGUCGACAUGAAUCUCCUCAUGGCGGGUUCCGCGAGGACCUACCGAGUUACCGACGCCGUGCUGAAGACAGUUGAUAUAACCGACGAGCUUCCUCUCCUCGAACACAACAUCAAAGCCAUGCGCAUUGAAGCCAGCGUGUAUACUAUCCUAGGAAAACACCCUCGAAUUGCGGAAACUCUGUAUAUCGGUGGACAGAAAGAGCUCAUCUUGCUCAAAUAUUAUCGCCAUGGCAAUCUGAAAGACCAUAUCGCAAAACAACCAAACAUCACUUCAGCCGAACGCAACAGAUGGGCGCGUCAAAUGAUCGAGGGCGUUGCAGAGAUUCAUCGAAACGGCAUCCGGCAUUCAGAUAUCAGAUUGGAUCAAUGGCUUCUGGAUGACGAUUACAAUGCUCGUCUUUGCGAUUUCAACGGGUCUGAUUUCGAUACGAACGAAAGGCUCGGUCUGGAAGGUAUCGUGUCAGACCGUCUCGAGAAUCCCAGUCAUUUCAUGCCUCGUGAUCCGAUGGAGGACAGCACUGUGCUUUCCGACCUUUUCGCGCUGGGCUCAACACUGUAUGAACUUGACACCGGCAAGGAGCCUUUUGCUGGCAUAUUCAACGAAGAGCACGAAGAGGAGAUUACCGCGCUGUUUGAAGCGGGAAACUAUCCGGAAGUGAGCGUAUUGUCCUUGGGCGCUCUGAUAUUUGGAUGUUGGAAGGGGGAGUACGAGACUGCAUUGGAUCUGCUCAGUGCUGGCGAAAAGAGCUGCGGUCUCUAAGUUCGUAUUGAAUCGGAUGUCCAUGGUCGCUGCAAAAAUGUUGCCCAGAGCCUGUAUCUCCGUAGCAAAAAGAAACGCAAAACGUACAGCAGCAGGGAUUCCCACGUGGUCACCCACCGUAGUACUAAUCUGCCGUUCAACUGCUUAUGUAUGGCAGAGCGGACGGGAUGCCCAGUUUUCAGC